Messenger RNA from Schistosoma spindalis, 759 nucleotides. NCBI's taxonomy places the organism in Eukaryota, Metazoa, Platyhelminthes, Trematoda, Strigeidida, Schistosomatidae. The record is from the annotation of a GenBank genome assembly.
AUGUCAGAAACUCCAGCAUCAAUAUCAAUUAUUGGAGGUGGCCUACCAAGAACUGGAACGACCAGUAUGAAAAAGGCAUUGGAAAUAAUUUACACUCAACCUUGUUAUCAUGGUUAUGAACUUUUGGCUAGAAAACAAUGUGAUAUUCCUAAAUGGCAAAUGCUUGCCGAUGAAGUACGAACGACACAUUGUGAGGAGAAGAUGCAUAAAUGUUUGAGCGAGAUGUUGGUUGGUUAUGGAUCUGUGAUUAAUACCCAUGUAUGUUGGUUAUACAAGGAAUUGAUGACUUUAUAUCCUAAUGCAAAGGUUAUAAUAACAGUUCGCGAUAAAAACGAUUGGUUGACUAGUUUCCGUGAAGUGGUCAUCCCUAAAUCAAAUGAUCCACGUAGUAAACAAAUGUAUGAAGCAAAAAGACGUGCAGGAAUCCCUGUUGAAUUGGACAAACUUAUUAUUGAUUCAACAAAAUUAGCACUUCAGAAUUAUGAUAUUGAUCUUGACGAUGAUGCAAUGUUACUUGAAUAUUACGAAAAACAUAUCAAAACAUUUCAGGAAAAUAUACCAUCUGAACGUCUUCUAAUAUAUCAUCUUGGAGAUGGUUGGGAACCAUUGUGUAAAUUCUUGAAUGUCAAUGUACCAGUUAACAUACCAUAUCCCGAAGUUAAUUAUCAAUCUGACAUACAAAAAAUAAGGGAGCUGGUGAAGAAAUAUGGGUCAGUUAACGAAGUCGCUAGACUGCAUCCAGAAAUUCUAUAUCACUGA